CGAAGAUCAGUGUAUGAAAUAUUUUACGACCGGUUUCCUCGAGGCUAAAGUACCGGGCUGUGCAUCGUGGCUUUUUGGCGGGCGCUAUUUCUUUGGCGGUUUCUUGAGUUUUACUUUCAAAGCUGAAAUAUAAAAAACGUAUAAAUGGGUGAUAAGGACGGUGAAACUUUCGAUGAUGCUGUCGAAGAACGAGUUAUCAACGAAGAAUAUAAAAUAUGGAAAAAGAAUACACCCUUUUUGUAUGAUCUUGUAAUGACGCAUGCUUUGGAAUGGCCAUCUUUAACUGCACAGUGGUUACCGGAUGUAACUAGACCAGAGGGAAAAGAUUACACCGUUCAUCGUUUGAUCCUUGGUACACAUACAUCGGAUGAACAAAAUCAUUUGUUAAUAGCGAGUGUUCAAUUACCAAAUGAAGAUGCUCAGUUUGAUGCUUCCCAUUAUGAUAAUGAAAAGGGUGAAUUUGGUGGAUUUGGUUCUGUAAGUGGAAAAAUAGAAAUUGAAAUUAAAAUUAAUCAUGAGGGAGAAGUAAAUAGAGCAAGAUACAUGCCACAAAAUCCUUGCGUUAUCGCUACAAAAACUCCAUCAAGCGAUGUUUUAGUAUUCGAUUACACCAAACAUCCUAGCAAGCCAGAUCCAAAUGGUGAAUGUCAUCCAGAUUUAAGGUUACAAGGACAUCAAAAAGAAGGUUAUGGAUUAUCAUGGAAUCCAAAUCUUAAUGGCUACUUGUUGAGUGCAUCAGAUGAUCAUACAAUCUGUUUAUGGGAUAUCAAUGCUACUCCCAAAGAAAAUCGAGUGAUUGAUGCAAAAACUAUUUUUACAGGACAUACAGCCGUUGUAGAAGAUGUUGCAUGGCAUUUGUUGCAUGAAUCUCUUUUUGGUUCAGUUGCAGAUGAUCAAAAAUUGAUGAUUUGGGAUACGAGAUGUAAUAAUACUAGUAAACCAAGUCAUACAGUGAACGCUCAUACCGCAGAAGUUAAUUGUUUAAGUUUCAAUCCAUAUUCAGAAUUUAUUCUUGCUACUGGUAGCGCAGAUAAAACAGUAGCUUUAUGGGAUUUAAGGAAUUUAAAAUUAAAAUUACAUUCUUUCGAAUCUCAUAAAGAUGAAAUUUUCCAAGUUCAAUGGUCACCACACAAUGAAACAAUAUUAGCAAGUAGUGGUACGGAUAGACGUUUACAUGUAUGGGAUCUUAGCAAAAUUGGAGAAGAACAAUCUACUGAAGAUGCUGAAGAUGGACCACCAGAGUUAUUGUUCAUACAUGGUGGACAUACUGCAAAGAUAAGUGAUUUUUCAUGGAAUCCUAAUGAACCUUGGGUAAUAUGUUCUGUGUCGGAAGAUAACAUAAUGCAAGUUUGGCAAAUGGCAGAAAAUAUAUAUAACGAUGAAGAACCGGAUACACCAGCUAGUGAACUUGAAGCUGGGGCUUCAUAAAUUGAAAAAAUAAUUUAUUAAAUCAUCUUUGAUUUAACAAAGGUUAAGAAGUACUUCUAAUUAGUACUAUUAACUACUGAAAAGAACAUUAUUGAAUUAUAAACAACAUUAGAAUUGGUGAUUUAUAUAUUUGUAUAACUUAAGAAAAAAGAAACAAAAAAAAUUGUGUGAUUUAAGUUAUAACAUUAUGGAAGAGCAAUAAUAUUUCAGUUCUCCAUUAAUUUUUAUUACUUUUGUUUGUUUUUGGUUUUUUUUAUUACGAUUACAUUAAUCUUAAUUUUUCACAUCAAAACGUAUAUCUAUUAAAAUUUUUUUAAAUGCAUGUACUUGCGAGAGA
Molecule: messenger RNA, 1765 nt
Organism: Polistes dominula (European paper wasp)
Lineage: Eukaryota; Metazoa; Arthropoda; Insecta; Hymenoptera; Vespidae
Gene: Caf1-55
Product: chromatin assembly factor 1 p55 subunit
Molecular function (GO): protein binding
Source: RefSeq, a predicted model, not a curated record